UUAAAGUGCGCGCCGUCUCGCCGCCGCCGCUCACUCCGCAGACGCGCCGUUCUGCCGAGAGGCCGCAGACCGAUGUUCCGAUUUCAGUCCCUUGAUGAAGACUGUACUUUGGAGGAGGAAGAGGAGGGACUGGUAGAAGAGGAGGAUGACAUCGAUCAGUUCAACGAUGACACCUUUGGUGCAGGGGCCAUCGAUGACGACUGGCAGGAGGAGCACAAGCGUCUCGCUGAACUUGAUGAGCGGGAUGGAAUCGGGGCAGGGCUGAGUUUGGGGAUAGGAGGAGAAACGGAUAUCAGAGGAGCAGGGGAUGCACCCUCCGUACAUCUUCCUCCCCCUGCUGGCCAGCUUCCCGUCCCGUCCACCCUCCCGGCCUUUAACCUCUCCUCUUCCUCCUCCUCCUCUUCCUCCGCACAGCCUCCACCAGGUCUGGAGGACCGGGGAGGUGGCGGUGACCUUGCAGAGUCCUUGGCUAGGCUCAUCCUAGGGACUGACCCUGCCAUUGCUGGGGUUGGGGCAGCAGCGACCCCUGGUUCUUUGCCAGGGGGCCCACCAAGGUCCAGUCUGUCUGCUCUGCCUGGCUUGGAUCAAACCAGGGGCCUGCUCCAACCCCCCUCCAUGCCACAUCUUCCUCAGCCUCAUCAACCUCCCCGUCAUCCCCAGCACCAGAUGCCUGCUGGGCCCUCCACUUCAGGCCUCCCUCCAAGCCCCACCACCACAUCCAUGCUCAGUUACCAGCAGCAGCACCACUUACUGUGCAGAGGUGGAGCUCCAAUUGGCCAGAUCAACUCUCACAGUAUCUGGGAGAACAGUAUGGGUUUUGGACCUGUCAGCGUCACCCCUGGAUUAGUCACCCACAUGGAGGAUGGUUCACUGAUGUCCAUCAUCAAAGAAGCUGGCCUUCCGAAGCGGCCUUCACAAAUCAGAAACGACGAGGGGCGGGACUUGUCGGAGAGGGUUCUUCCCCCACGGUCUUCCUCCCCCGUGAUUGGUUCCCCUCCUGUGAGAGCAGUGCCGAUUGGUACUCCGCCCAAGCAGCCAAUCAGCCACACCCUUAAUCAUCAGAUCCACCAUCCCACGGCGGUUCAUGUGAGAGCCCCCGUCCAGCACAGAUACCCUCCUCCUUUCCCUGAGCGUCUGUCACCCAACACCCUCCUCAAUUUAGCUAACUCUCCACUGUGUCGCGGUCCGUUCCCUCCUGGUGUCGGACCGGUUCUGUCUCAGAUCCAGCGAGCCCAGCUGCUCAACUCUCAGGUGGCAGGUUUUCGUCAGGGAGGCCCUGCCCCUCCCUUGUUGCCGGGCGCUGGUGGUUUCAGGCCGUUCUUCGGGGUGCCCCCUCCUCCGCACGGUCAUCGGAUGGGACCGCCACAUCCCCAUGUCCCUCCUGCCCGCCACAACACCACCCACCUCCACCCUCAGCACCGCCGUAUGCUCACCCAGCGCAUGCAGAGCAGGGGAGGAGGUGACCGUGGAAGGAUAGGCGGUGACAGGCGGAGCAGGGACCCCUACAGUAACCUGAUGACCCAAAGAGAGAAGGAAUGGGUGGCCAAGAUCCAGAUGAUGCAGCUUCAAAGUACUGACCCUUACCUGGAUGACUACUACUACCAGAACUACUAUGAGAAAAUGGAGAAGCGUCAGGAGAGGGAGAGAGACAGCAGUAAGAAAGAGCACACCACCAAGCUCAUCACCCCGCAGAUUGCCAAGGUUGAACACACCUACAGACCAGUUCAGUUUGCAGGCUCUUUGGGUAAGCUGACCGUGUCCAGCGUCAACAAUCCCCGCAAGAUGAUCGAUGCUGUGGUGACUACUCGCACCGACGAUGAGGAGAAGAGAGAGAAGCAGGUGUGGAACAAGAGGAGACAGAUCCUUUACACUGUAGAAAAGAUGUACAGCUUGCUGCUGGAGGUGCAGGACUUCGAGAAGCGGUUCCUCCACACCCCCGAGGAGGAGAGAGACGCGCUGCUCGAGCGGCACAAGACGAACACUCUGCAGCUCUGUAACUCACUGCGGGAGAAGGAAUGGGAUGACAGAGUGAGCGAUGAGCAGUGUGUGAUGAUCAUGUCUGUGCGGAAGGGCAAGCGGCUGGUCUCCAGGCUCCUCCCCUUCCUUCCCCUGGCUCAGGCCACUGCCGUUGUCAUGGCAAUUGCUCGCAAUCUUCCAGCUCUGGCUAAGAAAGACAAGCAGGACCAGGUGCUGUGCUGGUUGGUGGAGCCGGUUGCCGUGGUGAUCCAGUCGUUGUCAAGCCCCGCCCUCACAGACUUGCUGCAGGAGCUUCAAGGCAGUGAGGGUCAGCUGGCCACAGUCCUGCACAACAAGUUUGGUGUAACUCUGCUGUAUCUGAUCCUGAGUGAAGGAGAGCGGAUGCAGAGCUCGGACCCCAACUGCCAGCUCAUGGACGACAACCGAUGGACGGAGUUGGCAUUCUCUGUCACGCGGGAGCUACUGAGCGUUCCCUCGUCCUCCCUGUCGCCGCCCCUCUUCACACCGCCGAACCUCCUCUCCCUCUUCUCACGGCACGUCGACAGGCAGAGGCUGGAUCUGCUGCAGGACAAGUUACAGAUCUCCUUGUCCAGGUAGAAGUUACUACAGACACCAAGAAGACCCCCACCCGCCCCACCAUUCCUACUUCACGCAGCCCUUUGUGUGUGUGUGUGUGUGCGCGCGCGCAUGUGUGUGUGUACAUAAGUGUGUGUACCUGAGUGUGUGUCUGCGCAUGUAUUUAUGUGUAGGGGGGUGGUUGUGUAUCCUUGAUACACACCUCGGGUGGAUAAUGAUUUUACUACAGCAGAAUCUUUAGUCACUUUUGUUUUUCUUUGUGUUUAGUCUCAUGUGUGUGUGUGCGUGUGCAUGUGUGUGUGUGUGUGUUUGUGAGAGAGAAAUUGAAUGACUGAGGCUGAGCAAGUGAGACUGUUCAAGCAGAGAAAAACGAAAUCUGCAUUUUUAAAUAUCUUGUUUACGACAAUGCCUGUGAUAAACCAUCAAAUUAAAAAGUAUUUCUA
This is a messenger RNA of Lampris incognitus (smalleye Pacific opah), 2996 nucleotides long. It is a transcript of the gene patl1, whose product is annotated as PAT1 homolog 1, processing body mRNA decay factor. The transcript is spliced from 20 exons. Gene Ontology annotation, biological process: P-body assembly; deadenylation-dependent decapping of nuclear-transcribed mRNA. Gene Ontology annotation, cellular component: P-body. Bases 73 to 2574 code for a protein of 833 amino acids. NCBI's taxonomy places the organism in Eukaryota, Metazoa, Chordata, Actinopteri, Lampriformes, Lampridae. The record is from RefSeq and is a predicted model, not a curated record. Gene Ontology annotation, molecular function: RNA binding.